Silurus meridionalis is the source of this 2113-nucleotide messenger RNA. RefSeq names its product AHA1, activator of heat shock protein ATPase homolog 1b (gene ahsa1b). Gene Ontology annotation, cellular component: cytosol. NCBI's taxonomy places the organism in Eukaryota, Metazoa, Chordata, Actinopteri, Siluriformes, Siluridae. The record is from RefSeq and is a predicted model, not a curated record. Gene Ontology annotation, biological process: positive regulation of ATP-dependent activity; protein folding. Gene Ontology annotation, molecular function: ATPase activator activity; protein-folding chaperone binding.
AAUGUGACGCGUAAUUCCGUUUCCAGUAAUUUCUACGGGCAACAAAACCUGAGGUUCGCGUGUAGAGUGUUCCAGAAGUCACCCGCUGACCGGAGCGUGUCUUCGCCUGUCGCGUAAUAGAAAUUAAAGAAGCAUGGCUAAGUGGGGAGAGGGGGACCCUCGGUGGAUCGUGGAAGAACGAGCGGAUGCUACGAAUGUCAACAAUUGGCAUUGGACGGAGAGGGAUGCUACAAACUGGUCAUCGGAGAAGUUGAAAGAGCUGCUGGUGGGCUUGCAAGUAGAAAACGACGAAGGCAAAUGCGAAAUCACAGAGGUCAGCAAGGUGGAAGGAGAGGCUUCGAUCAACAACCGCAAAGGGAAGCUCAUUUUUUACGAGUGGAACUUAAAGGCCAAAUGGAAAGGAACAUCAAAAUCAGGGAUCAAAUACAAAGGUGAAAUUGAUGUUCCAAACCUUUCUGACGAAAAUGAUCAGGAUGACCUUGAUAUCAGUGUGUCUCUUUGUAAAGAUGAGCCUGACACACCACUCUUUACUCUGAUGAAAAAGGAGGGGGCAAAGAAAGUCUGUGAAGCUCUGGUCAGCUACGUUGAGCUUCUCAAAACAGAGUUCACGCAGGGUAUGAUCUUGCCGACAGCGAACGGCAUGACCAAACAGCCCAUGUCUCAGACAAAAAUUAAAAUGGACAAAACCCAGAUUGGCUCAGGCAGCACAGCUCCUCCUCCGUGCACAGGAGUGAAGAUUCCUACUUGCAAGUUCUCACUAAAAGACACUUUCCUCACUUCACCAGAGGAGCUUUACAGAGCUUUUGUCAACCAAGAGAUGGUGCAGGCGUUUACACACACUGAUGCCACAGUUGAGGCAGAGAAGGGAGGCAAAUUUCGCCUGUUGGGUGGAAAUGUAUACGGCGAGUUCCAGGAGCUGGUUCCCGAGGAGAAGAUAGUCAUGAAAUGGAGGUACAACACGUGGCCAAGCGAGCACUAUGCGACAGUGACGCUGACCUUCAUAGACAAGGGCAACGAGACGGGGCUGAAGAUCGAGUGUCGAGCAGUGCCAGAGAGCGAAGAGGAUCGUACCCGAGAAGGCUGGCAGAGGUACUACUGCCAAGCCAUCAAACAGACAUUUGGCUUCGGUGCACGACUCUGCUGAGCUCCAGCUUCAACCAUCACUGUUUUGGCAGAUUUUCUUUUAGUUUUUUUUUCUUCUUCACUAUGUACAAAUGAGCACCUGGAAUGUGACUCUACUGAAAAACAGACUUAACUUUGCACCAUGUUCUACCUACCUUUCUGGUUUUGGUUUCAAUGUUAAAAAUAAAUGAAAAAUCCAAAAAUCAGAAAAGAAAAUGAAUAGAUACUACGAUAGACAUGGAGGAAGAAAGGGAGUCAUUGUAUUGUUUUUGUUUUAUUCUUUCAUGUAUCUGCAUACGUGUAUAAAGAAACGUUUUUACUGUAGCGCAGGAAGAUCUACAUUUGGCACUCACCUCCUGACCUUGUCUUGAGAGGGGCAUACUUGACUAGUGCCUUCUUUGGAUUGAGUUUAAUUUAUGGAUCUAUGGCAAAGGCGUGUUUGUCAUGUAGGACUGAAAAAAGAAUAAAUCGUCAGACCACUAAAUUAAUUGUCUAAUUUUUUUCUGAUUGGAUUUGACCAAUAUUAAAGUUUUCAUUUCUAUUCAUGUUAAUCAAUAUGAUAUCUUAAGGUCUAAUAAAUGUGAUAUAUGCUAAAACGUUUGUGCUCAGAAAAAGGACCCAGGCUUGAAACUGACCUGUAUUGUAUGUUCAGCAGCCUAUAUAUUAGAAUUAGUCUUAACUGCGCAAAUGAGCUUUGUUUUUUCCCUUGUAUGAUCUGCUUUUAUAUUCAUUUCCCUGGUAGAUUUUUGUCUGAUUUAUGUAUCCACUGCAAUUCAAAUGAGUGCUUUUGCAGAAGAUGAGAAUAGAAAAAAAAAAAAAGUAUAUGAACACACAACAAAAAGUUUGUUUUAAAUAAGGAACUGUUAGAUACUUAUAGAAAUCUGAUUUUAUUUAUUUCAUCUCUGCAUCACAAUUUGGAAACGGGUCACACUGUUCCAUUCACAUGUUUUCUUAAAAAUAAAAUGACCUUUUCAUCAUGCUCACACUUCUA